AUGAGAUUGGGUGUUGGACGUCAAGUGUUGUUUGUGUGUGGCGUAGUGUGGUGUGGUAGGAGGUGGAACGGAUUGGGUGGUAAUAGUGAGGUAGGCUGGCCUGACGAACUCGUUAACUCUGUGAUGCUGUUUGUGGGUUCGUCAGGUCAGCCUACUACUCUCCUCUUCUGUGUGUAUGUAUGUAUGGGCAUUACGAGAACCAUUUGUAUUUUCAUGGAAGAAGCCACGUGGGCGAAACUGCCUCAGGUUCUCUUGUAUGAAGUUGCAUGUACUGCCUAA
Thelazia callipaeda (thelaziosis nematode) is the source of this 279-nucleotide messenger RNA. Lineage: Eukaryota; Metazoa; Nematoda; Chromadorea; Rhabditida; Thelaziidae. The record is from the annotation of a GenBank genome assembly.